This is a messenger RNA of Thlaspi arvense, 936 nucleotides long. Lineage: Eukaryota; Viridiplantae; Streptophyta; Magnoliopsida; Brassicales; Brassicaceae. The record is from the annotation of a GenBank genome assembly.
AUGUACGGAAUACAUCGCAGUGGACACUUAGCCUUAGAACUCCCGUAUCUACGGCCGAGCAUUCACGCGAGAAGGGCGAAUAUCAUCGUAAAAUUUCAAGACAUUUAUGGGUUUAUAGUAGAAGCGGCUCAAUCCUCAUCAGCCCUUAAGUCUUCCCUUAGAUUUUCAGCUUUAGUUAAUACAAUUACCCUCAAGAAGCUUGUUAGGAAAGGGAUUCCUCCGGUUCUAAGGCCUAAGGUCUGGUUUGCUCUAUCUGGGGCGGCCAAGAAGAAAUCUACGGUUCCUGAGAGCUAUUAUGAGGAUUUGACUGAGGCUGUUGAGGGAAAGGUCACGCCUGCCACGCGGCAGAUCGAUCAUGAUUUACCAAGAACAUUUCCUGGUCACCCAUGGUUGGAUACUCCGGAGGGUCACGCUGCUCUCAGACGUGUUCUUGUGGCGUAUUCUUUCCGUGAUUGCGAAGUUGGUUAUUGCCAGGGUUUAAAUUAUGUUGCAGCAUUGUUACUGCUUGUGAUGAAAACUGAAGAAGAUGCUUUUUGGAUGCUAGCUAUACUUUUGGAAAAUGUUCUAGUUAACGAUUGCUACACAAAUAACUUAUCAGGAUGUCAUGUCGAGCAAAGGGUAUGCAAAGAUCUUCUGCUUAAGAAAUGCCCAAGGAUAGCUGCACACUUGGAAGCUCUGGAUUGUGACGUCUCCCUUAUUACCACUGAGUGGUUCCUAUGCCUCUUCUCCAAGAGCCUACCUUCAGAGACUACUUUGAGGGUGUGGGAUGUACUUUUCUAUGAGGGAGCAACGGUUUUAUUUCAUGUAGCUUUGGCCAUUUUCAAGAUGAAGGAAGAAGAGUUGCUCAUGGCUCAUCAGGUUGGGGAUGUAAUUAAUAUUAUACAGAGAACCACUCAUCAACUUUUUGACCCUGACGAGCUACUGAUGGUAUCAUAA